CGAGCACAGUCUCACCUGAGGACCAUGUCCGACGAGGACGCUUCAGCACCUGCUUCACAUCAUGUGUCGUACAAGAUCACUUAGAAUGGAACAGUCAGAGGAGAUGCCGGCGAUUUUCCGAUUACCGCUUUGUCAAGGCUUGAAUAUCUAUGAAGCAUCUGUCGCUGAGCUGCAAGAGCAUAUGACAAGCGGUGUACUAAAAGCGUCCACUCUGACUGAAUUCUGUCUGCAAAGGGUCCAAGCACUCAACCCUUACCUUGAAUGUGUCAUUGAAGUCAAUCCUGACGCCAUGACUCAAGCCAUAUCCCUCGAUGCGGAGCGAGCACAAGGGAUCGUCCGAAGUCCACUGCACGGAAUCCCUGUACUGGUCAAAGACAACAUGGCCACGGCAGAUCGGAUGCAGACCACGGCGGGGUCGUGGGCUCUGCUGGGAAGCAUCGUCCCGGAAGACGCGCACAUUGUCAAACUGAUACGCGCGGCUGGGGCUGUCAUCCUGGGAAAAUCCAACAUGGAUGAGUGGGCAGGCAUGAGAGGAGGGGCCUACUCUGAAGGAUAUUCUCCGCGCGGAGGGCAAUGCCGGAAUCCGUAUUCGCUCAACCGAUCUCCUCAUGGUAGCAGCUCUGGAAGCGCCGUGGCCGUGGCCGCAAACAUCGUCCCAGUCUCAUUUGGCACUGAGACUGAUUGCAGUGUGAUCAGUCCUGGCAUGGUCAAUGGAGUGGUUGCUAUCAAACCUACUGUCGGCCUAACGUCACGAGCAGGCAUCAUUCCCAUCUCGGAAACGCAAGAUUCGGUUGGCGUCUUUGGGAGGUCUGUGGCCGACGCUGCUUAUGCCUUGGAUGCUAUAGCAGGUGAAGACCAGAAUGACAAGUUUACGAUUCAGCCUGAAAGGCAGCAACCAGGGAGUUAUCUUAGGUGCCUCAAAGAUCGAUCUGCUCUGAAAGGCGCAAAGUUUGGCUUGCCUAUGGCAAGGUUCUGGGAUGUCGCACCUGUGCCCCAGCGCCAAGUGGUCGAACAAGUACUGAAAUUAAUGCGCGACGCCGGGGCAGAGAUUGUUGAAACCAACAUGCCUUGCGCAGAAGAGAGAUUGAAACCAGAGGGACUAUGGGAUUGGGAGUUGCACGGGGAGACUUCCCCCGAACGGUCAGAAAUCACCGUUUGCAAAGUUCAAGCAUACUAUUUGAUUGAAGGAUACCUGAAAAAGCUGAAGAACACACCAAUUAAGACGUUGGAAGAUAUAGUUCGCUUCAACGACCAGAAUAGUGGCUCGGAAGGAGGACACGCCGGGGAUUUGCCAGCAUGGCCGGAGGGACAGCGAGUGUUUCGACAAAGUGUCGAGACUAAGGGCAUCAAGGACGAGAUCUACCACCAGGCGUUGGAGCACAUCACUAAGCAAUGUCGUGGGAAUGGAAUCGAUGCUGCCUUAUACCGGAGGACCAGGGUCGGAGGAGAGCCUGUGCCACCUGACAAGGAUGACCACGGUGGACAAGACUCCCAAUUUGACGCGCUGCUGUUCUGCGACGCGAAAGCUGGAGGGAUCCAAAUCGCCGCUCAAGCAGGAUAUCCAAUCAUUUCGAUCCCUGUGGGACUGGAUCCAGACGGUAUGCCAGUGGCCUUGACUCUUCAGCAUUCAGCCUGGCAAGAGGAUAAGUUGAUCGGAUGGGCAAGUGCGAUCGAGGACUUGAUCGAACAUCAUGUUUGUCAAGGCCAGUCGGGAGCAUCGGAUAUUCGCGGCAGGGUCCCACCUUUAUUUCGAAACCAUCUACGGAAGAACAUUCCUGUUGACCCAUAUUAUAAAUACUGAGGACGGGGCUGUGUGCGGCAUUUUUCAGGCUGGAUCAGCGCUAUAGUACAGUAUGUAAAUCGAGCCGCGGCUUCUCGGCAAUUGCUAUGGUGGUUUUUGUACAUGAGAUAUUAGUUCUACUUCUGUUCGACUU
Molecule: messenger RNA, 1934 nt
Organism: Exophiala mesophila
Lineage: Eukaryota; Fungi; Ascomycota; Eurotiomycetes; Chaetothyriales; Herpotrichiellaceae
Exons: 1
Coding region: 62-1801 (579 amino acids)
Source: RefSeq, a predicted model, not a curated record